Messenger RNA from Clonostachys rhizophaga, 1638 nucleotides. The record is from the annotation of a GenBank genome assembly. Lineage: Eukaryota; Fungi; Ascomycota; Sordariomycetes; Hypocreales; Bionectriaceae.
AUGGCGGUUUCCUUGAAAAAUUCCAAACGGCAGCAUUCCGAUGACGGGGCAGAUGUUCAAUCUAUCAGCGGCGAGAUGGGAGAAUCCGAAAAGAAGGUAGUAGCUCAGGAACACUCUUCGUCGAGCGAGCACGCUAUAAACAUUAGCGAUGUUGAUGACACUACUGUAUUCUACAAUCUUAACAAAGAUAAGGUUGGUCUGAUAACGCCUGAGAUGGAAAAGAAGGUAGUCCGCAGAAACUUCUGGUUCCUUUUAGGCCAGACAUGGUGGAUUGCUUUCCUUAUCCAUCUCGACAAAUCAACACUCUCCCAGGCCAGUACUAUGGGUAUCUUUCAGGAUGUCAAUAUGACCAAGAAAGAAUACAAUGACCUCUUUGUUGUAUUUUACACUGGGUAUCUCAUUGCCCUUUGGCCUGGCGCAUGGCUCUCUCAACGUACUGGCCAAAAGUAUUUUAUUGUGGGAUCGCUCUUUCUUUGGGCAUUUCUGCUUGGAAUGCACACGGUAGUCAAGACAGGAAAGCAAUUAAUCGCACUGAGGUUCAUCCUGGGCAUGACCGAAUCGCAGAUCGUGCCGAGCACUACCGUUCUUCACCAAGCCUUCUUUCCUCCUAAACGAAGUCCUUGGGUUCAACUACUGUGGUGGGCCUCUGGCAGUUUAGCCAAUGUGCUCUUGACCAUGGUUGCUUACAAGUUGAUUCUAGAGGAAGGGAACAGCGUUUUGGUGGGCGGCCUUUCAUCCUGGAAAUGGCUCCACAUCAUAUGUGUUAUUCUGACUUUUGUUGUCUGUGUUCCACUCUAUUUCUUCCUCCCGAAUUCUCCAGUUGAUGCAAAAUGGCUUUCUACAGAAGAGAAGAUUAUGACGAUUAGCUCUAUUCGCGAGUCUCAGUCUGGAAUUAAGAACUCCUCUUGGAAAUGGUCUCAAGUCCGCGAGGCUUUUACAGACUUGAAAAGUUGGUUCUUUAUUUUUCACAUGUUCUUUAACGAACUCCCGAACAACACAUCACAACAACUGCCACUUAUUAUUGUCGGCCUUGGAUUUACCCCUGCAGAGAGUGCGCUAUUCAACAUUGCGAAGCCGCUCAUUGGUAGUUUUCUCAUCCUUGUCUCGGCCUUCAUGCUCUACGCCACAAGGCUGGGUACAGGUUAUACAUGUGCCAUUUCUUACAUACCAUGUUUUGUUGGAGGUAUUAUUGAGCUUGCUGCACCAUGGUCCAACAAGGUUGCACUUGUUGUUGGGACUCAGAUAUCCACUUUCAAGCCUUCAUAUCUUCUAGGACUUUCAUGGGCGGGAACUGCGACUACUGGCUACACGAAGAAGCUUACCGUACUGUCCUCUUGUGUUGUGGCCGCCUCGGUCGCGAACAUGAUCUCACCCGAAUUCUGGCAACCGCAGUACCAGCCGCGGUAUACUCUUCCCUGGUCAUUCAUGACGGCUUUUUGGUUCAUCUCACCAGCCAUGUGUCUUCUUAUCCGAUUCUAUCUUUCGCGUCAAAAUGAAAAACGUCGGCUUCUCCUCGAAGAAGCGAGCGAUGCUUCCGACAGAGACGUUUUGCAAGCAGAGGGCACGACCAUUCAGAUUCACAGUGAAGAUCUGGAUCAGACUGACCUACAGAACCUCCGUUUCGUGUACCCCCUUUAA